GUAAAAUUUCAAAAAAGUGAAUCAUUAUCGUAACAGAUCUCAAGUUAAAUUCAAGUUGUGUUUUCAAUUUAAUCAUUUUAAAUAAGUAAUAAUGAUUAAAGUGUAAUUAUUUGCAAAUUAAUUCGUUCGUUUAUACAAUAAAAAAUAUCCUCAGAACUGAAAAAAGUUAUAUAUUAUAUAAUUAGAAGAUAUUCUUUUUAAAUUUCUAUUCGAAAUUUCGGGUAAAAAUUUUGUGAGAUGGAUAUGAUAAUUUUUUGAUUUGUUAAUUUUAUUAGUAGAACAAAAAUGAAACGACCUAAAAUCUUUUUCAUAUUGAAACUCGUAUAUGCUACGAGUUUAAUGAGUGUUCAAAUAUUUAUUGGUAGCUCUAUUUUUAUAUAUUCGUCGAUAAUUUUGACACAACUAAAAGAUUCAUCAUCCGAUAUAAAGUUGAACGAUGAACAGGCAUCUUGGAUAGCUAGUAUACCAAACUUGAUGUGUCCGAUUGGUUUAAUAGUAAGUGGAAUGUUGACAAGCAUACUCGGAAGAAAAAAAGUUUUACAGUAUUCGUACAUACCAAUGAUUAUAGGAUGGUUAUUACUGUAUUUUGCCAAGGAUUUUUACUACAUUUUAAUUGCAAGAAUCGUAUUAGGUCUUGCAUAUGGUUCGGGUAUAGUGACAUUCAUAUAUACUGCUGAAGUCUGUCCCACAGCCCAAAGGCCAUUGUUUUUAGCCUUAAUCAGUGUUUUUACCGGGUUUAGUAUGUUCAAUAUAUCAUUUUUGGGUAUGUACUAUGAUUGGAAAAUUAUAGCCGCGAUUUAUGGCGUACUCAGCGUUUGCGGAGCAUUAGGCCUGUUUACCAUACCAGAACCUCCAAAGUGGCUCAGAUCGCGUAAUCGUAAUGAUGAAGCUAUUCAGGCAGAAAAAUGGUUUGGCGUAGAUUCUAUUCCGGUAAAUGAUGAUUCUGAGGAAAUAGAUACUCAACCAGUUAAAUCCGUCAAAUUGUUGGCUUGGUCCACAUACACUGCUCCCAAUGUAUGGAAACCUACAUCUCAUGUUAUAUUAUUUUUAAUAAUACAGCAGUGGUCUGGUAUUUAUGUGUUGCUGGCAUAUUCAGUAGAUGUGCUCCGGAAUUGCGGCGUCCAUAAAGAUGGCAUCACCGUCACAAUGUAUCUUUCAUUUGCGCGAAUAACUGGCAGUAUAACAUUUUUUCUUUUAUCAGGAGUUAAACGGAGGACGCUUACAAUCAUAUCAGGUUUGGGAAUGUUUGUAGGGCUGUCUUUGGUCCUUGGCUACUUACAUUUGUUGCAAAACGUUUCUGAUUCAGUUUCACAUAACGAUAACUGGAUUAUUAUAUUUUUCUUUAUUUAUGUAUAUUUUACAAUGUUAGGUGUAAUGCCGAUACCUUGGAGUAUAAUUGGUGAAUUAUUUCCAAUGCAUGUCAAAGGUAUAAUGAAUGCAGCCGCCACAUCAAUAGGAUACGUGUUUAUUUUUUGUGUUACCAAAUUGUACCCAAUGUUUGUAUCAAAAUUGGGAAUAAAAAUUGUUUGGACUUUUUAUUCAUGCGCUUGUUUAAUGAUUGUUCUGUAUGGUUGGUUUUUAAUGCCUGAAACAAAAGGAAAAUCACUAGAAGAAAUUUCGACUAGUUUUGAAUCGAAGAAAAAAAAUAGUGUCAUUGAAUAAUUUAUUGAAUUUCUAAAAUAAUUCUUUAUUGGUUUUUAUUUUUUAAUUGACGUUAAUUUAGCUAACUAUGUACAAUUCUGUGUAAAAUACUUUUUAUAUUUCUA
Messenger RNA from Daktulosphaira vitifoliae (grape phylloxera), 1766 nucleotides. RefSeq lists its product as uncharacterized. Gene Ontology annotation, biological process: transmembrane transport. Gene Ontology annotation, cellular component: membrane. Gene Ontology annotation, molecular function: transmembrane transporter activity. The record is from RefSeq and is a predicted model, not a curated record. The coding region runs from base 286 to 1662 and encodes 458 amino acids. Lineage: Eukaryota; Metazoa; Arthropoda; Insecta; Hemiptera; Phylloxeridae. The transcript is spliced from 5 exons.